Messenger RNA from Fusarium poae, 1308 nucleotides. RefSeq names its product Tubulin beta chain (Beta tubulin). Lineage: Eukaryota; Fungi; Ascomycota; Sordariomycetes; Hypocreales; Nectriaceae. The record is from RefSeq and is a predicted model, not a curated record. The transcript is spliced from 8 exons. Gene Ontology annotation, biological process: microtubule cytoskeleton organization; mitotic cell cycle. Gene Ontology annotation, molecular function: GTP binding; structural constituent of cytoskeleton; GTPase activity. Gene Ontology annotation, cellular component: microtubule; cytoplasm. Bases 1 to 1308 code for a protein of 435 amino acids.
AUGCGUGAAAUUGUGCAUCUCCAAGCUGGCCAAUGUGGCAACCAAAUCGGCUCUGCCUUCUGGCAGACCAUUUCGGGCGAGCAUGGUUUGGAUAGCAGUGGCAUGUAUAAUGGGACCUCCGAACUACAGCUUGCGCGUAUGGACGUCUAUUUCAACGAGACAUCCAGCAACAAGUACGUGCCACGUGCCGUGCUCGUUGAUUUAGAACCUGGCACAAUGGAUGCGGUGCGCUCCGGCCCGCUUAGCCAGUUCUUUCGUCCCGACAACUUUGUCUUUGGACACUCGAGCGCCGGAAACAACUGGGCUAAGGGUCACUACACAGAGGGUGCUGAGUUGGUUGAUCAAGUACUGGAUGUGGUCCGUCGCGAGGCCGAAGGCUGCGACUCCCUCCAAGGCUUCCAAAUCACCCAGUCGCUCGGUGGCGGUACCGGCUCCGGCAUGGGCACGCUGCUAAUUUCCAAGAUUCGUGAGGAGUUCCCGGACCGUAUGAUGGCUACCUUCAGUGUAGUACCGUCUCCCAAGGUGUCUGAUACCGUCGUGGAGCCGUAUAAUGCCACGCUUUCAGUCCACCAGCUGGUUGAAAACUCAGAUGUGACUUUCUGUAUCGAUAAUGAGGCUCUGUAUGAUAUCUGCAAGGGUACCCUGAAGCUAUCGAAUCCUUCCUAUGGCGACCUUAAUCACCUCAUAUCAACCGUCAUGUCUGGCGUGUCAACUUCACUGCGCUUUCCUGGACAGCUAAACUCUGACCUUCGCAAGAUGGCCGUUAAUUUGGUUCCCUUCCCCGCCUACACUUCUUCAUGUGCUGUAUCUAUCCCCGAGCUUACCCAGCAGCUAUUUAACCCCAGGAACAUGAUGACGGGCUCUGAUUUCCGAAACGGCCGCUACCUGACCUGCUCUGCCAUCUUUCGCGGAAAGGUGUCUGCGAGGGAGGUGGAGGACCAGAUGUAUAAGAUUCAGCAGAAGAACUCGGCUUACUUUGUUGAAUGGAUUCCCAAUAACGUGCAGACGAGUCUAUGCUCUGUCCCGCCGCAGGGGUUGAAGAUGUCGUCCACUUUUGUUGGCAACUCGACCGCCAUCCAAGAGAUCUUUAAGCGCGUUGGUGAGCAGUUCACCGCUAUGUUCCGCCGCAAGGCCUUCUUGCACUGGUAUACCGGAGAAGGCAUGGACGAGAUGGAGUUUACGGAGGCUGAGUCCAAUAUGAAUGACCUGGUAUCGGAGUACCAGCAGUAUCAGGACGCAGUCAUCGACGACGACGUCUAUAGCGUGGAGGAGUAUGACGAGGAGAAGCCCGCCAAGGCCGACGCUUAG